CCUGCCUCGGUUGCUUUCCUUCCCCUGUGCCGCCAUUAAAGCCCGUCAGUUUUGUGGUGGGAAUCGGGAAGAGGAUAAAAAUGAUUUAAAAGCGUAAAAGCAAACGGCUUGGGAUUGGGGGGGGGGGUUUUCUUACUCAGCGGUAUGUAUGGACAUUCAACUGUCAACUAAACGGCGCCCCGAAGAAGUAAAUAUGCGGGUUAGUAUCGGUCAAGUAACAGCCUGAGUUCGGAUUGGAGUUUUCUGGAGGAAGCUCCCGUUUGUUUUGGCUCCGAGGAGUGUAAACACAAGCAAAGCAAAGUGGACUGCUUGCUGUGUGAUCUCCUUAAGAGUGGAUCUGCCGAGCUGAGAACCCCUCUGAACGGCAGGAAGCCCCCCUUAGCGGUGGUGCGACGAUGACCGAGCCGCUUGCCAAGUGGGCCUGUGAAUACUGCACAUACGAGAACUGGCCGUCAGCCAUAAAGUGCACCAUGUGCCGCGCUCAGAGGCCCAGCGGGAGUGCCAUCAUUACCGAGGAGCCCUUCAAGAGCAGUCCUGCUCUGGAUGCCGGUCUGCACCAGUGGGACCCUGCAGGCCUCAGCAACAGCCCGUCCCAAGGGGGCUCCAGCUUACUUAUUUGUCCAGACUCGAGCGCUCGACCCCGUGUCCGCAUUGCUGACGUACCUGAGACUAGUAGCAAGUGGUCAUGCCACAUGUGCACCUACCUGAACUGGCCUCGAGCCAUCCGUUGCACUCAGUGCCUGUGCCAUAGGCAACAGGCUCAACAACAGCAGCAUCGACAACAUGCAGCCCAUCAAGGACUUCAUACCCAGCAGCCCCGCAGCUCCUUGGAAUCACCCCAGACCUCAAGCUCUGGAUGCCGCCCUGCUCCCCCAGCCACAACUACAGACCCAUGUGAGGAAUACAAUGACCGUAACAGGCUCAACACUCACACACAACACUGGACCUGCACUGCCUGCACUUACGAGAACUGGGUCAAGGCACUGAAGUGUGUGGUUUGUGACCACCCGAGGCCAAAUAGUCUGCUAGCUGAACCCAUCGAACUAGCGUCAGAGCCCGAGAGUCAACAACCUUCCUCCAAACUUAAUGAACAGGACAGAGACAACAGGAGGGGUGUUGUUGGACAUGUGGUUGGGCAAGGAGUAGGGAGUGUGGUAGGUGGGCUGGGGGGUUGUAGUAGCAGCCAAAGGAGGUCACCCCCGACAACAAAAAAGGAGUCAGAAGUGAACAUGGACUUUCAGAGGAUUGAAGUGGCAUCAGGGGCUGGGAUUGGAAGCAGAGAGGAGCUGGAGGUGGAUUUCAAAAAACUGAAGCAGAUAAAGAACAGGAUGAGAAGGACUGAUUGGCUGUUCCUCAAUGCCUGUGUCGGUGUUGUGGAAGGUGACCUGGCAGCUGUGGAGGCCUACAAGUCAUCGGGUGGUGACAUCGCACGACAGCUUACAUCAGACGAGGUGCGUCUAUUAAACCGGUCCUCAGCGUUUGACGACGGCUUCACGCUGGUUCACCUCGCCAUCCGCUUCCAGAGGCAGGACAUGUUGGCUGUGUUACUUACUGAGGUUUCUCAGCAGGCAGCCAAGUGUAUCCCUGCCAUGGUUUGUCCUGAGCUUACAGAGCAGAUCCGGCGUGAGGUAGCAGCCUCUCUUCACCAACGCAAGGGAGACUUCACCUGUUAUUUCCUCACUGACUUGGUGACCUUCACCCUGCCAGCAGACAUAGAGGACUUGCCCCCAGCAGUUCAGGAAAAACUGUUUGAUGAGGUGUUGGAUCGAGACGUACAAAAAGAACUUGAGGAGGAGUCUCCCAUCAUAAACUGGUCCCUGGAGCUUGGAACAAGGUUAGACAGUCGACUGUACGCGCUGUGGAACCGCACGGCUGGGGACUGUCUCCUCGACUCUGUGCUGCAGGCAACGUGGGGCAUCUAUGACAAGGACUCUGUGCUGCGCAAGACCCUCCACGACAGCCUUCACGACUGUUCUCACUGGUUUUACACACGCUGGAAGGAGUGGGAGUCGUGGUAUUCCCAAAGCUUUGGCCUACAUUUUUCACUACAGGAGGAACAGUGGCAGGAGGAUUGGGCCUUCAUCCUCUCCCUGGCCAGUCAGCCGGGAUCCAGCCUGGAGCAGACCCACAUUUUCGUACUUGCACACAUACUUCGUAGGCCCAUUAUUGUUUACGGUGUGAAGUAUUACAAAAGUUUCCGUGGCGAAACGCUUGGAUACACCCGAUUUCAAGGUGUGUACUUGCCCCUUUUGUGGGAACAGAGUUUCUGCUGGAAGAGCCCGAUCGCUCUGGGCUACACGCGGGGCCACUUCUCAGCACUGGUGGCCAUGGAGAACGACGGCUUUGACAAUCGCGGCGCAGGCGCCAACCUCAACACGGACGACGACGUGACAGUCACGUUUCUUCCACUGGUGGACAGCGAGAGGAAGCUGCUUCACAUACACUUCCUCUCAGCCCAGGAAAUGGGUAAUGAAGAGCAGCAGGAGAAGCUUCUGCGAGAGUGGUUGGACUGCUGUGUGACGGAGGGCGGCGUCCUGGUGGCUCUCCAGAAAAGCUCCCGCCGACGCAACCACCCGCUCGUCACCCAGAUGGUGGAGAAGUGGCUCGAUGGCUACCGGCAGAUCCGCCCUUGCGCCUCUUUGUCUGACGGCGAGGAGGACGAAGAUGACGAUGAUGAGUGACAAAACUGAAGUGGAGGGAGGGGCAGGACUCCUCUCCCUCCUCUCUCCUACAGUUUUUUUUUUUUUCCUUUUCCUGACACGGACAAACUGUGAAAGCCUUCAGGAGAGGACCAGGAACCAAAAGCUCCCCCAAACCCCGCUCCACCUCCGACAGAAGUCACUGGCUACUCUUUUAGCACUGACAGGCAUAACACUUAAUGACAAACAUGAAACUGACAGACUCCACUGCUGCACAGCACAGAUCUGGGGAGAGAAUAAAGGUUCUCAAAUGCAAAUGACCAUUGAUUUGUUUUGAUUUUCAGAUGUAAAGGAAAAAAAGGAAUCUUUAUCCAUAGAUGUAAAUGCAUGUGGUUGUUGAAAAGAUUAUAAGGAAAUAUACCAGCAAUGAUUAAACUCAACACUUUAUAUCCGUUCAGUGUGGGCACUGACUAAAGCACACUUCCAAUUUGAUCUUUCUGAUGUUUUUUUUCCAGUUGAUUAAGAGUUGGCUUCUUUGGCAUUUUGUUUUUUUGAAUGGGCAGGGACAAAGCCAAUAAAAAUCAUCUUUAGACAACCAGAGAUUGUGUAAUAUUAAAUGACUUAAAUCCUUAUUACUAAGCACUGCACAUUUAUUAAAACAUUUCUAUAUAAGUACAGUUAUUGCUUGAAUCAAAGUCGUAUAUGAAGCUCUUGAAAAGGGAGGUUUUUCUCUUUUACAAGUCAGAACUACACUCAUUAAGGUUUAGCACACAAACAUUCAUGUUGGAUCUUUGGUUUACCUUUUUUUCAGGCUGAUUGAGCUGAGAAAUUUUUUUGUGUGUGUGUUUGUGUGUGUGUUUGGUUUUUCCUCUCUGAACUUACUCGACAUAUUUAUUGUUUGGAAAAAUAUUUUGAGCUAAUAAGAGCUUUCUGUAUAUUUUAUUUUUUCUCCUUUUUGUGGUUUUGUUAAUUAUUCUCUUGAUCUUGAUGAAGACAUGUUGCACAGAAACACUGUUGCUGUGAGGAAAGAACCAACAAUGACCAUCAGUGAAAAGUUUACUUACGUUGUUGGGUGCGAUUUAGUACCUCAUCUGAUUGCCUAAAAUCUGGUGCUUUUGUUUUUAUGGGCAGACCAGUGUAGGAAUGAGACCAAGAGUACACUUGUCUUCUUUGUCCUGUUUGUUCCUCAUAGCAUUUGUUGUCAAGGUCACCCUCAUGGUACACAUCUGUCCACCUCCUCUGUAACCCCUGUUUGUCAUCAAGUCAAAGCAUCUUUUAAGUUUUUCAAUAAGGUCGUUGUGAGACUGCAACAUAUUAAACCAAAGCUGACAGAAAAAACAAACGAAAAAACAUGAGAUGUUUCUUUUUUGCUGUGAAUGUUUGCAUUUAGUUUUUUCCCCUCUGGCCAUUGUGUACUGUAACCCUCUUCUGUGUAUCAUUCAAGUCAUACACGUUUCUGCGCGCAUCACCUGUAUGUUGCUUUGUAUUUAUGCAAUAGUUGCAGUUGUGACCAUGAUGGUUUGUGGAUUUAGGCCUGACUUCACUAUACAGAGUGUAACGCAAAGAACAGGCAAAAUAAGGAAAAAAAAAUAAAGGAAAACCUUUUUGAAUGUCCAACUAAAA
Messenger RNA from Labrus bergylta (ballan wrasse), 4262 nucleotides. It is a transcript of the gene zranb1b, whose product is annotated as zinc finger, RAN-binding domain containing 1b. NCBI's taxonomy places the organism in Eukaryota, Metazoa, Chordata, Actinopteri, Labriformes, Labridae. Gene Ontology annotation, cellular component: nucleus; cytoplasm. Gene Ontology annotation, molecular function: K63-linked polyubiquitin modification-dependent protein binding; cysteine-type deubiquitinase activity. Gene Ontology annotation, biological process: protein K33-linked deubiquitination; protein K29-linked deubiquitination; positive regulation of Wnt signaling pathway. The record is from RefSeq and is a predicted model, not a curated record.